AUGGGGUCUGUUCAAGCGAAGCCACCACAGAGGGGCGCGGAGAAGAUGAGGCUGGAAAAUGGGUAUGCCAGGGCGGCUAGGAGAUCAACUGGCCAGAGAUAUGUCACUGAAGAACCUGGCAGGCCUUCCCGGCCUGAGCCGAGGAUUGGAAAUGAUGCAUAUGUUGGCAAUGGAGGCAGGGAAACCGCGGUUGAUAGGAAGGUGAUCGCGAGGAAAGGAGAGAAGCCGAGGAGCAGUGGUGGCAAAGCUCCUGCAGAAAUUGAUUCCAAGAAAACAAACUCUGGGGAAGAAGAGAUGGUGGAUGGUUGGCCAAAAUGGCUAGUGGAUAAUAUUCCAGGACAGGUUCUUGCAGGUUUAGUCCCAAAAAGUGCAGAUUCCUAUGAGAAAAUUGAUAAGGUAGGUUCAGGGACUUACAGCAAUGUCUACAAAGCGCGAGACAAGGAAACAGGAAAGAUUGUUGCCAUGAAGAAAGUCAGGUUUGACACAUCAGAGCCACAAAGUGUAAAAUUUAUGGCAAGAGAGAUCAUGAUUCUGCAGAAGUUGGAUCAUCCAAACAUUAUAAAGCUUGAAGGGCUGGCAACUUCAAGAAUGCAGUACAGUAUUUACCUGGUUUUUGACUAUAUGCAGUCUGAUUUAGCCAGCAUUAUAUCCAGGCCUGGUGGAAGGCUCAAUGAAUCACAGGUCAAGUGCUACAUGCAGCAUCUUCUAUCUGGCCUGCAGCAUUGCCAUGAAAGGGGCAUUUUGCACAGAGACAUAAAGGGCUCAAAUUUGCUGAUUGACAAAAGUGGGAUGCUGAAAAUCGCAGAUUUUGGGCUCGCCAACUUCUUCAACACGGGAACGAGGCGCCCCCUCACUACACGAGUCGUGACGCUCUGGUACAGAGCCCCCGAGCUGCUACUAGGUGCUACAGAAUAUGGUGCAGGAAUUGACCUGUGGAGUGCAGGGUGUCUCAUGGCUGAAAUGUUUGUUGGCAGGCCAAUUUUGCCUGGCAGGACAGAGGUUGAGCAACUUAACAAGAUCUUCAAGCUAUGUGGCACACCAUCAGAAGAAUACUGGAAAAAAACAAGGCUUCCAACAACUUUCAGGCCACCCUAUGCAUACAAGCCUUGCAUCAGAGAAGCUUUCAGACACUUUCCAUCUUCUUCCUCGGGUCUACUCCACACGCUCCUCGCGCUAGAUCCAUCCCAUCGCGGCUCUGCAGCUUCUGCUCUCCAAAAUGAGUACUUUUACACAAGCCCCUUAGCAUGUCACAUUUCUGAGCUGCCUGUAGUCCACAAGGAAGAUCCAGAGCCUGCAAUCAUUGACGGAAGAAGGCAUAGAGCCUCCAGGCACAGGUCUCAAUCAAUAAAAGAGAGGAGGAGGAAAGAUACAGAAGCUGAUGAAGAGCCAAAAGGGGAUUCUGGUGAUUCAAAUGAGGUUGAACAACUGAACUUAUAUUAUUCUGGGGCAGGUAAAUACACAGAUAAAACAGUGAUGAACAGCCAAGAAUCAGGAAGCAGUAGCAGCACAACAACAAGGAGAAGAAGCAAAUCUGUAAAGGAAGACAAUAUCCCUACUUAUACAUCUUCACCUGUUGCAGAAAACCCUGAGAAAUCUUCAAGAAGUGAAGAAGCUGAUGAUAACCCUAAUAACGCCGCCAUGAAUAUCAGGGACAGGCCUCCAAGAGCCACAACAGCCAAGAACCACAACGUUGUCAACUACAAAGACAACAUGCACAGGUUGAACCAUGUCCAGAGGUCUGCCUCAGCUAGAGCUCACAAAUAUGGAUCAUCACAAGCUUCUUAA
Molecule: messenger RNA, 1785 nt
Organism: Ipomoea triloba (trilobed morning glory)
Lineage: Eukaryota; Viridiplantae; Streptophyta; Magnoliopsida; Solanales; Convolvulaceae
Product: probable serine/threonine-protein kinase At1g54610
Exons: 7
Coding region: 1-1785 (594 amino acids)
Biological process (GO): positive regulation of transcription elongation by RNA polymerase II; protein phosphorylation
Cellular component (GO): nucleus; cyclin-dependent protein kinase holoenzyme complex
Molecular function (GO): cyclin-dependent protein serine/threonine kinase activity; RNA polymerase II CTD heptapeptide repeat kinase activity; ATP binding
Source: RefSeq, a predicted model, not a curated record